GCAAGCCCAGCUCUUCCCAACGCUCAAACAUUUCGCCCCCGCUGUCGUCGCUUUCACAAGGCGCCAUAUUUGUCUAUAGUUUUCAUCAGGCGAUCCCUUUACCCCGCUUUUGAGACUCUACCACCACCUCACCCCGUCCGAACUCACUGGCAGCGUCACCAUGGCCUCCUCCGAUUUGGACCAGCUCAUUGAGAUGGGUUUUGAUAAGGAGAGAUCCGAAAUUGCAGUGAAAAAGGGCAACGGCAUUCAGGGCGCUCUCGAAUGGCUGGAAGAAAAUCAGGACAAGUCACUGGAGGAAAUUAAAGAAGCGGAGAGCGAGGAGGGCCCUGCACUUCAGCCGGGAGAGGAAGCUCGCAGCUUGGUGUGCAACGAGUGUGGCAAGAAGUUCCGGAGCCAUGCACAGGCCGAGUUUCACGCGUCCAAAUCUCAACACGUUGACUUCUCCGAAUCAACGGAAGAGAUUGCACCUUUGACUGAAGAGCAAAAGAAGGCAAGGCUCGAAGAGCUUAGACAGAAACUAGCGGAAAAGCGGGCGGGACUGUCAGAGCAAGAUAAGAUUGACAAGAAGAGGAAUGAGGAAAUCCGCAGGAAGAGCACGAAGGACUCCCAGGACGUUAAAGAAGAACUCCAGCGAAAGCAAGCGCUCAAAGAAGCUGAACAGAAGAAGAAAGACAAGCUAGCAGAUAUCGAGGCCAAGAAACGUGUCAAGGCUAGGAUUGAAGCUGAUAAGGAAGAACGGCGUCUGCGGGCUGAACGGGAGAGAGCUGAACGUGCAGGUGUAGCACCUCCUGCUCAGCCAGCACCAGCCCCGGCGGCCACCACGUCUGGACCCGUUGCCUCGAAGCCCGCCUCAGCCUACACGGAAACCCGCUUGAGAUUCCAGACAUCGAAGGGAAAUAUCAUGAAGACUCUCCCAGUGACUACCACACUCUUUGAGGUCGCUGCAGCUCUGCAGCGAGAGGACGGCAUAGAGGUACACAGCUUUGCGCAGAACUUUCCCCGGAAGGUCUUCGAUGCGGAGUAUUUCGGCGAGUCACUGAAGGACUUGGGCCUGAUCCCUAGCGCGAGUCUUGUUGUCCAGUGAUUACUCAUACAUCUGUGUUCCUUGCUGGAGCAAACCGAGCGUUGAAAUAAUGAUACUCUACAAAUCAGUAACUAAGUGGUGAUGAGGUUCGUAAUGAUUUUGUUUGUGCCUUAAAAGCAAGGCUCGCAUUAAGAAUGUUAUAGAUUGUCAGCAUCGCAUGAGUUCAGCACAGAAGCUGAGAAGCAACCGAACGAAGUAUAAGCAUAGAUUUAGCCUAGAAAAUUGACAUCAUGGAUUCUAAAU
This is a messenger RNA of Aspergillus welwitschiae, 1327 nucleotides long. RefSeq lists its product as uncharacterized. Gene Ontology annotation, molecular function: protein binding. NCBI's taxonomy places the organism in Eukaryota, Fungi, Ascomycota, Eurotiomycetes, Eurotiales, Aspergillaceae. The transcript has 4 exons. The record is from RefSeq and is a predicted model, not a curated record. Bases 161 to 1084 code for a protein of 307 amino acids.